This is a messenger RNA of Cimex lectularius (bed bug), 1461 nucleotides long. Its product is annotated as kelch domain-containing protein 3. Gene Ontology annotation, molecular function: chromatin binding; protein binding. The transcript is spliced from 9 exons. Gene Ontology annotation, cellular component: cytoplasm. The coding region runs from base 226 to 1368 and encodes 380 amino acids. NCBI's taxonomy places the organism in Eukaryota, Metazoa, Arthropoda, Insecta, Hemiptera, Cimicidae. The record is from RefSeq and is a predicted model, not a curated record.
AGUGCCCUUGAUUGAGUGAAUCAAGCUAGACUAGACUUAUCUAUUUAUAACAUUUUCUCCCGUGCUUUAUUUACGUUUACUUCAACUUCAAAAAAAGCCCGAGUAAAUUGUAAGUAACAAGUGAUUUGUACCGCUUUGACAUUUUCCCCGUCAAAGGUACAAUGACCGGGAUGGUGUUUUUGUAAAUAUAUCCGUCCUGCGAUCAUCACCUGAUUUCAAAGGGAAAUGCAUUGGACCGCACACUUGAAGACUGGCCCGAAGAGGGUGAACCAUGCAGCGGCUGCUGUCGGAAAGACAAUAUUCACCUUCGGAGGAUACAGCACGGGCGAAGAGGUCUACACUGUCGAAGGCCCCAUCGACAUACAUGUCCUUAAUAUAUACCAACUGUGCUGGCAAGAGCUUCCAAAGCCGCUACCCAAUACAGAACAGUAUGCAAAAACACCAUACCAGAGGUACGGUCACACGGCCGUCGCUUUCGGUAAAAACAUUUAUCUGUGGGGUGGGCGAAAUGAAGAAUCAGCUUGUAACAGGCUCUUCUGCUUCAAUACUGAAACAUUGAAAUGGUCUACGCCUACUGUAACGGGCACGAUACCGUGUUCGAGAGAUGGCCAUUCAGCAUGUAUUAUCAACAAUAGCAUGUACAUUUUUGGUGGUUAUGAAGAAGAAUUUGAAAGGUAUUCGCAGGAUGUUUAUGCAUUGGAUUUAAAAACAAUGCACUGGACUUACAUCAUUACAGAGGGUCCGCCUCCUAUAUAUCGAGACUUCAACAGUGGUACCGCAAUCGGUACGAGGAUGUACAUAUUCGGAGGCAGGUCAGAUAGAGGAGUGCUCAAUUCAGGUGGAGAUAACUUUUACCCAAAUGAUAUAGUUUAUUUGGACACUGAGACAAACCGUUGGCACAAACCAGAGGUCAAAGGAGAUAUUCCAGUCGGCAGGAGAAGCCAUUCAGCUGUUUUACACAACGGGAAGCUUUACAUUUUCGGAGGUUAUAAUAGUGUACUUAAAGAACAUUACAACGAUUUCCACUGUUUCUGCCCGAAGACGAACACAUGGAGUAUAGUCCCAACAAUUGGAUACUGUCCAAAUAAAAGAAGGCGUCAGGUGUGCAUUGUCAUAGAAAACAAGAUGUAUCUAUUCGGAGGGACGAGCCCAUCUUCACUCAAUAUAGUUUCUAGGCAACACGAUCUCAUGGGACAGUAUCCAGAGCUAAUUGAUCAUGAUGAUUUGCAUGUUCUUGAUUUAAAGCCAUCAUUGAGAACAUUGUGCAUGCUGUAUGUCACAAAGAAUAAACUGACAACAUCUUGCUUACCAAAUGAAAUUAUAAAAGACCUUAAUUUGAUGAGAACUCAUUUGUCUAACAUGGGCUAAAAAAAGCAAAAAAACAUCACUAAGCUACUCUGAUAACAUGUACCAGUAGUGCUUUUUAAUCUUAUGAACGUUCUAAACGAAAAAUAUCAAAAU